AAGCGGAUGGGUACGGUCCUUUGUACGAGGCUUCUGAGCUUUGUAUAUUGAGCCUGGCUCGAUCCGAGCCCUGACUUGUGGGCUCAGUACAUUGAGGGUGCGUGUGGCUCACCCGGGGGACAGGGACUCGGGGGCUGAGUGGAAAGCACACGUCUGCCCGCGUGGAAGGCCCGGGACGGUAAAGGCAGUGGCAGGCGGCCGGCACCCAUCAGCGAGGCAGGGCCUCCGACCUCGGGCUGCCGCUGGGACUGAGCGCCUAGUGCAGGCACUGGGGAAUGGGAAGGCACGGAGACCUUGCCCUGGAGAGGCCAGUGCUCCGAGUUAUGGUAGGCAGCUGACCCUGCAGUGUCACUCAAGUAGAAACGCCGUAAGAUGAGGGCGUGGUCAGGCCUGUCUUCCUCACUUUGCCAUUUUAAUACACGCCCUUCCCCGAGGAGGGAAUCAACCAAGGCCCAGGUCCCUCCUUGUUCAGUCUAGAACUGUACCAUGGCUGAGACUGGGGAAGAGGAGACAGCGUCGGCAGAAGCCUCAGGGUUCUCAGACUUGAGUGACUCGGAGUUGGUAGAGUUUCUGGACCUGGAAGAUGCCAAGGAACCAACAGUCCCACCUAGCAAGGCUGGUCCUUCUUCUGAACUCCCUGAAAAGGAUGACAAACCUGUAAGUUUGCAGCCCAGGAAAAAUGGACUGGAUGUCUCGUCACCCAUGGAGAGAUUCCAGCUGAAAUACUUAUAUGUCACUGACCUGUGUGCUCAGAACUGGUGUGAAUUGCAGGUGGUAUAUGGAAAGGAACUUCCUGCUUUCUCGACACCUGAGAAGGCAGCUGUUUUGGACACUGGUGCUAGCAUCCACCUAGCAAAAGAGUUAGAACUUCAUGAUCUUGUGACUGUCCCCAUCACCACUAAAGAAGACGCUUGGGCAGUCAAGUUUCUGAACAUACUCUCAAUGGUUCCUACCCUCCAAUCAGAAGGGCGCAUCAGAGAGUUUCCCGUGUUUGGGGAAGUGGAGGGAGUAUUUCUUGUUGGAGUGAUUGAUGAGUUGCACUACACAGCCAAGGGGGAACUGGAGCUCACCGAACUCAAGACGCGAAGACGCCCAGUGCUCCCUCUGCCAGCUCAGAAAAAGAAAGACUAUUUUCAAGUUAGCCUAUACAAAUAUAUCUUUGAUGCCAUGGUACAAGGAAAAGUGAUUCCUGCAAGCCUAAUCCACCAUACAAAAUUGUGUCUAGACACGCCACUGGGGCCUUCAGUGCUGAGGCAUGCCCGGCAAGGAGGCUUCUCUGUGAAAUCUUUGAGUGACCUCAUGGAACUGGUUUUCUUGUCUCUUACACUGUCUGAUCUCCCAGCUAUCGAUACGCUAAAACUCGAGUAUGUCCAUCAAGAGACUGCCGCUGUAUUGGGCACAGAGAUUGUAGCCUUUGACGAGAAAGAAGUGAAAAGCCAGGUGCAGCAUUAUGUGGCCUACUGGAUGGGCCGUCGAGCUCCUCAAGGUGUUGAUGUGGAAGAGGCGUGGAAGUGUCGGACCUGUGACUAUGUUGACAUCUGUGAGUGGAGGAGGGGCCGUGGAGUGCUCAGCUCUUCACUGGAGCCCAAAGCCAAGAAGUUGAAAUGAAUGGAAGUUAUGUUUUCAGAAAUGUUGAUCAUUUCUGCUCUUAAUACUCCCGUGUGAAAGGGUCGGUCUCUCAGUUGGAUUUUGUGGAUAAGGUUUUUAUUUUUCCGUCCCCGACCUUUAAUAAUAUUCCAAUGCGGGGUCAAGAUCAGGAAGGAAUGGAGAGAUUGGGAUUAUGGUGACCUUGCACUCUGAGAUGAACUGCAGAGAAGACAGAUGUAUGUCAUGUCUGCAGCAAGGGUGGCCCUCACUGAUCACUGUUUCCUCAAGAAAACUACUUGGGUUCUGACAUUUUUUAUUUUUUUCUUGACGCAUUUUUUUUUACAUUUUUUCAUAAUAAAAAUGAAAUGCUCU
This is a messenger RNA of Microtus oregoni (creeping vole), 1959 nucleotides long. It is a transcript of the gene Exo5, whose product is annotated as exonuclease 5. Lineage: Eukaryota; Metazoa; Chordata; Mammalia; Rodentia; Cricetidae. Gene Ontology annotation, molecular function: single-stranded DNA 5'-3' DNA exonuclease activity. The transcript is spliced from 2 exons. The coding region runs from base 487 to 1608 and encodes 373 amino acids. The record is from RefSeq and is a predicted model, not a curated record. Gene Ontology annotation, biological process: interstrand cross-link repair. Gene Ontology annotation, cellular component: nucleus.